Cyprinodon tularosa is the source of this 1477-nucleotide messenger RNA. RefSeq lists its product as uncharacterized. Bases 1 to 939 code for a protein of 312 amino acids. Gene Ontology annotation, biological process: response to bacterium. Lineage: Eukaryota; Metazoa; Chordata; Actinopteri; Cyprinodontiformes; Cyprinodontidae. The record is from RefSeq and is a predicted model, not a curated record. The transcript is spliced from 7 exons.
AUGGGCUUGAAGGAGUCGGAGUGGCUAAAACGCAGGAGCCUGAAAGAGCAACUUCAGUUGUGCCUGAGCAAAGCCCAGGAGGAGGCCUCCUCACUGAUGGCCCAGAGAGCCUUGCAAAACCAGAAACUCAGCACAGAGCUGCCUGACCUUGUCAACCAAGCCAAAGAUGUGCACAAAGGGUUAAAAAGAAAGAGUACAAAGAUGCAGAUCAAUGUCGCCAUGGAUGAAAGGCAGAUGAUUCUGGUUGUUCUCUUUGGACUUUUUUCCUGGAAUCUCUGCUCCAUUUCUGCUUCAAUGCUGGAGACGAUUGUUCGACCUGGAGACAACAUCACCCUCUAUUGUGACUGCAGGCCGUCCACUGUAGUAUAUAUAGUCUGGUUUAGAAACUGCUCCCAUCAACACCAACCCACUCUUGUGAUGGAGACACAUAAAAGCUUUUCGGAAAGGGAAAACUUAUAUCCCCGUUUUAAAUUUUUAAAGAAUCAGUCGUCCGACUCGUAUGACCUGCUGAUCAUAAACGUCACUGAUUCUGAUGAAGGACUUUAUUACUGUGGAACAAUUGAACAAAAGGUGGAGAAAAAUGUCUACAUCUAUGGAAACAUCAGCACAAGGAUCACACUCUACCAGUGGAGACCAGUGGAGGAGUGUGGUUUGUGCUGGAAGCUGCUGUUCUCUGUCUGUCCUGCUGUUUGUUUUCUUUCCACUUUUCUUUCCUCACUUCUUGGUUCCUUCUUUUGCUGGAAACCAGAAACACCUGAUGAUAAGGAAAACAAAUCUGACUCUAUGAGACCAGCAGGAAAAACAGAGGGGAGAAAUGUGUGUUUUGCUGCCCUGGGAGACCAUCCAACAUUAAAGAAACCAAAGAAGAAGAAAACAGUCCACAGCUCAGACCGAAGCGUCUUUACUGCUGUCAUCUACACCCAGAUUGUUGAGGAUUGAAAUCUGCUGUAAGGUUGUGAUGAUCCAUAGAGGCAGUUUGCUCUUAUGUGAUCAUCACUCUUGGCUUCGGUUUAAUUCUGAGGUCACGGAUUAGCGGACCGCGGUCCGGAUCCGGACCCACCUGCUUGCUAAUCCGGACCCAACCUGAUUUAAAACAUUUAUAAAUUACCACAUAUUGUCUGACAACAGUGUCUAAACAUCACUUGCGCUGCUUCUCCUGUUACCCUGAAAUCCCACAUGCUCCGCCCGCAGCGCUCCAGACCUCCUGCGCAAAGCAAAGCCUACAGCCUCCGCUGUUCCUCCCGUAUUGCUGCUCUCCGACUUAUCCUCGGAGCACGAGGAAAGCAUGGGUGAUUAAACAUGCAGAAAUAAACGCUUAAUUUCAUAUGAUAUAUUUAAAAAAUCCUCAGCAUCCGGCAGAUGUGCGGUUUCUGAUGAAGAUGAGAAAUCUGCUUCCUGGUCUGUUAAAGAACCAAUAGUUUGCAUAUAAUCUUUUAAAUAAACGGUGUUAGUUUUUUUUAAAUAAAGAAGAAUUAUG